AUGGGCCCGCCCAAGCGUGAGCUUGUGUUGCAAGAGCUGGUGAACACGGAACGCGACUAUGUCACGGGUCUCUCCCUCGUGAAGAAGUGCUACAUUGACAAGCUCAAGGAUGAGCCCGAGUUUCCCCCGGAUGUGAUGGACCGCAUCUUCCUGAACGUGGAGGAGAUCUUGGCAUUCCACACACGUCUGCUGAAGGCAUUUGAAGACUCCAACGCUGCCGAAGUCACCGGUGCCCUGGAGCAAGUCUUGCUGGACAACCGUGACGGGUUCCUCAUCUACACCAAGUUCUGCAACCACCACGAGGGGAGCGUGGCGCUGCUGUAUGAGCUUGUCUCGACACCAACUGCAUGCGCCCACAUCAAGUCAUGCCAACUGCUGAGCAAGUCCAAGUUGAACCUGGAGUCAUAUCUGCUAUCUGUCAUUCAGCGCAUCUGCAAAUACCCGCUCCUUCUCAAGGAACUGCUCAAAGCAACAGAACCGCCACAUGACGCGAAAACACAGGAGGCGCUUGACGCGAUGCUGUUUGUUGCCGAUGCCGUGAACGAGGACAAGCGACGGCUGGAGAACUUGCAGAAGAUUGACAGCUGGGAGAGCACAGUCACGGGGUGGACUGGACCGAAACUCCGGGACACGAGCAAGCAGCUGCUGUGCCAGGGACUGCUCACCAAGUGGUCGCGCACUGCACAGAAGAAGGUGCACUCGAACCAGCGCUGGUUUUUCCUGUUUGACCACGUUCUCGUCUACUGCAAGGGGGCGCCGGCGUGUGCAAAGAAGGGAAAACUGGACGAUGCCUCUGUGCUUGCGAGCGGGGAAGGCCUGACGUUCAAGGGCCGGAUUGACACGCGCAACAUUGCACUGCUGGACAUGGAGGAUGACAAAGGACACGCGGAGACAAACGGACAGGCGGUCCGGUUUGCCUUCAAGAUUAGCAACCAAGCCAAGGGCAAGUGGUACAUCCUCGCCUGCACCUCCCAGGAUGAAAAGGAACGCUGGAUGGAGUGUCUGCUCGAGGAGCAGCAGCGGUACCUGACAUCGCAGGCGGGGCGCAUGUCGCGCGUGCAGCCGUCAGACAAGGCCGCCCUUGAGCUCAGGAAACUGCUUGGUGCUGCUGCUGCUGCUGCUGCUGCUGCUGUUGUUGUUGGUGGUGGCAGCGGUGGUGGCAAGGCCAAGGCAGUCAUUCGAGACAUCAAGUCUGGUCUGCGCACGUAUCGCACGUGCUUCACCGGCGAGGACCUUGUUACCUGGCUCGUCAACAGCAGAUGGGGCGACAUCACAGACACGGAGUCGGCUGUGCUGUACGGGCAGAGCUUGGUUGACGAUGGCGUCAUCCACCACGUGCACGACAAGGCUGGAUUCGAGAACUCUGGCAAGCUGUACCGGUUUCGGACGGACGAUGGGACGUACAGCGACAAGUCCAUCAUCCAGCACAUCAACCUCCUUGGCAUGCGCAUCUACAUCCGGGUGCAGACCCGAGAAAGCUGUAAUCUGAUUCGCUCGAUGGUGUACCACAUGAAGACAUUCCACCACGUUUUUGAAGGCUGUGAACUCGUUGAUUGGCUCAUUGACCACCAAUAUGUGCAGAACAGAGACGACGGCAAGACGCUCGGAACUGCGCUGCUGCAGGCGGGAUUCAUACACCACGUGGUCAACGAACACGAGUUUGAGGACAAGCCCUUCUACUACCGCUUCACUGCCGACGACAUGCUGAGCAAGCCUGCGUCGGUGUCCAAGAUUGUGGCGCGAAAGGGGGUGGAGGCGGUGGCUGGUCAGCACACCAUCGCCCGCCGCAACGGCACAUUUGGAUUUGUCCUGACGUCUGCGAAACCAGCGUGGAUUCGCAGCGUGGACGAGGGAUCAGCAGCGCAGGAGGCGGGGCUGCAGCCAGGCGACUUUGUACUCAAGGUUAACGACGUCGUGGUGACACAACACGAGCACUACGAUGUGGUUGACUUGAUUCGGCAGUCUGGUGACAGCGUCACACUCAUCACCCGCUCCCGCGCAGUGCACGAACGCAUGGUGCGCGAGCAGCAGCGUGGAGAGGCAGCCCGACGCGCCUCCAACGGCUGUCUCAGCUUCACCCAGACCCAGUACACCUACCCUUCAAGCAUUGGCAAGCAAAUCAAGGCUGUUGAGCUGCUUGAAGAGUCGCCCGUGUGCAUCGCGGCCGCGCGUGCGUGUCUGCAACUCUUCAUCUCGGAGGACAGGAACCUGGCGCACGUCAUGCGCGGACAAAACUUCCUCCCCGGCGAUGGAUUGGAGGGGCGUGGCGAGAGCGUUGGGGAACGCCCACCAAUGCGUGUUGCCAGCAUUGGAGGAAGACACGCUGUCCGUGCACGGCAGGCGAGCUUCCGUGGCGGCGUUGGUGUUGCUGGUGGCAACGGCAUUGCGAGUGGCGUUGGUGACGGUGCUCCUCGCGACGACGGCGACAACGACGAUGAUGAUGAUGAUGGUGAUGAUGACGUCGAGGCCAUGUUGGACGUGCCAGACUGGUUUGAGGAAGAGCUGACACCUGAAGCAAGGGACGCGUGCCUCAAGCAAAUCUCAGAACGCCUCUCCACCUACGAGCACAUUGUUGAACACAUUGGACGUAUGGAUGAGCAGCUUGUCACGUUCAAGAGCAGCAUGAAGAAGACAGACGAUCUCUUGGCGUUCCUCCCGACGAACCUUCACCACCAGAAGAUGGAGGUGGCCGGUGACGCCGAGCACCUGGCAGCAUACGCCUGGACAACAGUCGGCGUCUUCUCGGCACACAACCUCGGCCUCGCCAACACGUACCUCGGCUGGGAGACCCACCGCUCGUGCAGCGCGCUGCCGACGGGCGCAAUUGUUUACUGCCAGCGCCACUUUGAUGCCAUGCUGGAGCACCUCGCACGGCUGCAGACGACUGUGGCGAAAGCAGCUGCGCUUGAAGGCGCAGCAACACCAGUGCACGCUGCCAACGCCUCCGCUUCUGCUCGCCGUAUCCGCGAUGCAGGUGCACAGGUCGUCCGCGCGGCCGAACGGCUCAAGGUGCAGCCGCACCUCACCAGGGCACUCGCAGUUGCGCUGCUGUGUAUGCAUAUGCGUGCGAGUGGUCGCCCCGACCUUCGUGCGCUCGUUCAGUCUGCACAGGAUGCUGUCCACAUCGCAAAGCAGUGCCUUACAGACGCGACGGGGAAGGUGGCGUGUGUCGCAUCCAUUUCUCUCCGCGACAUUGUGCCCGUCCCAGAACACCCAAUCAUGCACGGCCUGACGUACAGGGAAGAUCUGAUCAACGCCCAGGCCAUCUCAACCCUCGUCUCAUGCCUCGUGACGCAGCUCGCCACGACGUUGUCUCGAGUGGUUGCGGCCAAGGCUACAUCAGAUGCCUGGCUGGAAGCAAUCUGUACUCACGGCGUGUUCAUCUGCUUCCAAUCUCUCGUCAGCACAGGCGACUUUGAGCAGAGCAUGCUGGCUGAUCACGAUCACGCAGUCGAGCGUUUGAAUCGCGUGACCGUCUCCUUUCAGAAGCACACGCAGGACACACUCGCCGCAGACCAACGCUUCAAGCUGACAGGCUCACGCUUGUCACCACACGUGACGCUGUUUGUCGACAAGACCAUCUUCGCACUGUUGUCGUCUGAUGUGCGCGCUGGGCGCUGGCUGUCCGUGACCGCUGUGCUGUUCACGCAGGGGGUGAACGAAGUACAGACACUUGCAAACGCCCUGCAGGGCAUAGGGUACCAAGACGACAUCAACGAACGCAACUUCAAACUGCUGCAGGAAUUUUGCUCGCGCGUGCGUGCGCAUCUGUGCCAGCGGUCGGCCGCACUUGACGGCGAGGGCGAACAGCUCCAACGCGCACAGAUUGCAAAGAGGGAGGAGACGAUUGGGCAGCUGCUGGAUGGACUGGAGGCCGAGCUGAGCACAACCGGCGAGAAGAACAUCGCGCUGCUGACGGCGGUGGAGGAACUCACCAACAUGCUCCAUGGCAUCACAGUCGCCUCGUGCAAGAGCGCAAAGGACAGGACAGCCAUGCUGGUUACGCUGCAUCAGGCAUGCCAACUUGUGCGCCACCACCACCUCCACUUCUCCCAAUUCCGCGAGAUGCUCAAGCAAAUGCGAACACAUGGCGUUCGUCGCGAAAAUGUCGUGAAGAACACUGGGAAAUCCGUAUUUGCAUUUGACAAAGACCAAGUCGAGAACCACCUCCCCUCGCUGCUGCGGCCCCCAGACAAAACCUACGGCAAAAACGUCACCUAA
This is a messenger RNA of Salpingoeca rosetta, 4221 nucleotides long. RefSeq lists its product as uncharacterized. The coding region runs from base 1 to 4221 and encodes 1406 amino acids. NCBI's taxonomy places the organism in Eukaryota, Choanoflagellata, Craspedida, Salpingoecidae. Gene Ontology annotation, biological process: intracellular signal transduction. The transcript has 39 exons. The record is from RefSeq and is a predicted model, not a curated record. Gene Ontology annotation, molecular function: protein binding; guanyl-nucleotide exchange factor activity.